Loxodonta africana (African savanna elephant) is the source of this 3013-nucleotide messenger RNA. RefSeq names its product zinc finger DHHC-type palmitoyltransferase 13 (gene ZDHHC13). Gene Ontology annotation, molecular function: palmitoyltransferase activity; protein binding. The transcript has 16 exons. The record is from RefSeq and is a predicted model, not a curated record. The coding region runs from base 88 to 1872 and encodes 594 amino acids. Lineage: Eukaryota; Metazoa; Chordata; Mammalia; Proboscidea; Elephantidae. Gene Ontology annotation, biological process: protein palmitoylation. Gene Ontology annotation, cellular component: Golgi membrane.
GUAGAGGCGGCCCGAGGCGGGCUGGUGAACGGGCCGCAGCCGCCACUUUGCAGAGUCGCCGCUGCUGUGGUGUGGGCACCUGGGGAGAUGGAGGGGCCGGGACUGGCCUCGCAGUGCAGGAAUCACAGCCAUGGACCCCCCCCUCCAGGAUUUGGUCGACAUAGCAUCUGUGCACAUGAGAACAAAGAACUUGAGAAGGCGAAAGAAACUGUUCCUCUUGUAGAGGACUCUAGUAACUGUGACAUUGUAAAAGCUACCCAAUACGGGAUUUUCGAACGAUGUAAAGAAUUGGUGGAAGCCGGAUAUGAUGUCAGGCAACCAGACAAAGAAAAUGUGUCGCUUCUUCAUUGGGCUGCUAUUAACAACAGACUGGAUCUUGUAAAGUUUUAUAUUUCAAAAGGUGCUGUUGUAGAUCAGUUGGGAGGAGAUUUAAACUCAACUCCUCUUCACUGGGCCAUCAGACAAGGGCAUUUACCUAUGGUCAUAUUAUUGCUACAACAUGGUGCAGACCCCACUCUCAUCGAUGGAGAGGGAUUCAGCAGCAUCCAUCUGGCAGUAUUAUUUCAACACAUGCCUAUUAUAGCGUAUCUCAUCUCAAAGGGACAGAGUGUAAAUAUGGCAGAUUUAAAUGGGCAAACACCUCUCAUGUUAUCAGCUCACAAAGUACUUGGGCCAGAACCAACUGGAUUUCUGUUAAAGUUCAAUCCUUCUCUCAGUGUGGCUGAUAAAAUACACCAAAACACUCCACUUCACUGGGCAGUUGCUGCAGGAAAUGUUAAUGCAGUCGACAAACUCUUAGAAGCUGGCUCUAGCCUGGAUGUCCAGAAUGUUAAGGGAGAAACACCUCUCGAUAUGGCUCUGCAAAGCAAAAACCAGCUCAUCAUUCACAUGCUAAAAACAGAAGCCAAAAUGAGAACCAACAGAAAGUUCAGACUUUGGAGGUGGCUACAGAAAUGCGAGCUCUUCCUGCUGCUGAUGCUCUCUGUGAUUACCAUGUGGGCUGUUGGAUAUAUAUUGGACUUCAAUUCAGAUUCUUGGCUUUUAAAAGGAAGUCUACUAGUAAUAUUGUUUUUUCUGACGUCUUUGUUUCCAAGGUUGCUGGUCGGAUACAAGAGCCUUGUAUACUUACCAACAGUCUUUCUGCUAGGUUCCAUUUUUUGGAUAUUUACGACUUGGUUCAUCUUAUUCUUUCCUCAUUUAGCAGGCACCCCUUUCUACUUCACUUUCAUUCUCAGCAUAGUAGCCUUCCUCUACUUUUUCUACAAGACUUGGGCAACUGAUCCAGGCUUCACAAAGUCUUCUGAAGAAGAAAGGAACAAGAAUAUCGCCACCCUCGCAGAAACUGGCUGUCUGGACUUCAGAACAUUUUGUACAUCAUGUCUUAUACGGAAGCCAUUAAGGUCACUCCAUUGCCACGUAUGCGACUCCUGUGUGGCUCGAUAUGAUCAGCAUUGCCUGUGGACUGGACGGUGCAUAGAUUGGUCUAAUCACUGCACCACAACAUUUAGACAAGAUGGACUGUGGACCUACCUCAAUCAGAUUGUGGCCUGUUCACCUUGGAUUUUGUAUAUUUUCGUAUUGGCAGUUUUCCACUUCUCGUGGUCAACAUUUUUGUUACUAAAUCAACUUUUUCAGAUUGCUUUUCUUGGCCUGACCUCCCACGAGAAAACCAGCCUAUUGAAGCAAAGCAGGCAUAUGAAACAGACUUUGUCCCUCAGGAAGACACCAUACAACCUUGGAUUCACACAGAACCUUGCAGAUUUCUUCCAGUGCGGCUGCUUUGGCUUGGUGAAGCCCUGUCUAGUUGACUGGACGUCACAGUACACCAUGGUCUUCCAUCCAGUUAAAGAGAAAGUUCUUCGCUCAGUUUGAAGAAAAGCACCCAGAUGCUCACUCUGAUUCAUUUUUGUUUAUAACGAUGCCUUGCGGUUUGAAAGUGAAGAUUCAGAAUUCGCCUAAGCCCAAAGGAAAACACAGGUGGUUUUAAAAGCCAUUUGGAGAAAACAGAAGCUCUUGAGAAAGGCGUUGCACUGUUUUAGAUUUGGCAAGAUGCAUGAUCUUGACACACAUCUAAAAGACUUGUAUAUUUUUCACCAGAAAAUGCGAGUUACUUUUUUUGGAGAUAAUAUUCCCUAAUUAUGGAUAAAAUGGAAUAUUUUCAGAUACUGUAUUGGUUGUUUCAAAAUAGCUGUAUUCUUUAAACUUGUAAUUUUUGAUAAAUUAUUUGUCUUUGUUAUAUCUAUAAAUGUGUAAAAAUAUAUUUAAAUGUGUCUCUUUUGCUUUCAUACAAUAAAUUUUUUUUUUUGUAGUUGAGAUUUACUUUCUGACAUGUAACAUCUGCAAAAUGUUUAAAGCAUGUAUGCAGGACAUAAAUAAAUCAUUCACAAUUCCAGGAAUGAGUUUAGAUCACUGUCCACAGCAGUAAGCAAGGUUUAACAUAGUUUUGUCUUACUUAGACACUAAAUGUAGGAAGUCUUAAAAAUUAAUUACUGUUUUACUUGUUGUUGUAUGCCACUGUGUCAAUUCUGACUCAUAGCGACUCUAUGGGACAGAGUAGAACUGUCGCAUAGGGUUUCCAAGGAGCAGCUGGUGGAUUCAAACUAACGACCUUUUGGUUAGCAGCCUGAGCUCUUCACCACUUUGCUACCAGGGCUCCCAUUUUUUCUUAGUACCCUCAAAAUAUUAGACUGGAGUGACUAUAAUUGCAAAUUUCCCUUGUUCUAGAAGAAAUACUAAUCCAAUUUUAGUUUUGGAAUAACAUAUAUAUGCCUCAGAGCCUGCCGCCUUCCUACUGAAAACCCUUUGGUGGGUUCCCAUUGCUCUUAGGGUAAAAUCUAAAAUUCUCAUUAAGACCCUGAAUGAUGUAACCCUGUUUUGUUUACCAAUCUCUCUCAGAACCACACUUUGUCUUCUAACCAUAUUCACCUUUCACUUCCUCAGGGUUCUAUUCUCCUUUCUUCUGCAGAGCCUUUGCAGAGAAGGAAACUGAAGUUUGUAUCUUCUCCAAGGUCAC